AUUCAGUAUUACUAGUUUAUUUUCCUGCGAAGAGAUUUCCUAGCCUUUCUUUUAGGGAGAUCUAACCGUUCUUUCAGAAAGGAAAAAAAUCACGUGGUUACAUAAGGUUAAGGAUUAUCACCGCUAGGCUGGAAGAUCUGGCCACAAACUCAAACCCUAGGCACGUCGUGGUCUCCAACAUUUCUCCCAAAGUAGCCGUUUUGAGAGUCGACCGUCACAAUAAGUCUCAGCAGGCAAGAAUUUUUUUCCGAUCUCAGUCACAAAGUGAUGAUAAUUGACAGUCAUCAUUAACAUCUCUUGUGGAGGGUAACAUGACAUCCGCUUUCGGAAAUUCUUGGGGUAUCAUAAUCGGCGGUGGGAAGCAGUGAGGUCCAUCAAGGACGCAAAAUACUAAGUCCACACUCCAAGACUGACCCCGACCGCCAAGGUCGGGAAAACACCAAGCUCAGAAAUCAGCCAGACUCAACGGAUGAUGAAGUCGGUCGACCCCGACCCUGAGGUCGGGAAAACAACAGGCUCAGGAAUCAACCAAACUCGGCAAGUUAUGAGCCCGACCUUGAUGCACUCGAGGUCGGUACCAGGUCUGAUCCCGGACGUCAAACACUUGGUCAACAGUAAUCAAGCACCAGGUAGUCAACUACCUCAAAAGGAGAAAACAUGACACAGAGGGGCGAGUCCUCUCAUCACGGGCCUGAGCUCCCAGACAUCGACCUCAGUAAUCCCCCAAGGUCUGAAUAAGGCAUUAUGGACUUAGAUGAAAUCCGCAAGGAUCUGUUUCACAAGGAGAUGUCGCCACGUCACCAGGGAAUAUUCUCAGUUACCCACGCUUAACCACAUGGGAUUUCUGGCAGCAAUUCUGUUAGGAGCAAACUCCAAUCAUCCAGCUAUUGAAGACUCUCUCUCUAAUCAGCUUUACACGUGGCUGCUCCUCAUCGAAUUAGGCUGUUAGUUUGUUAGAGUAGCUUUACACGUGCCCCUCUCCUAUUAGACUAGCAUCUUUUACUUGGGCACCAAGUAUUGCGUUUACCCCUUAGUAUAAAUAUCACCUCCCAACCUGUGGAAGGGAUGGCAUUCUGAAUUCUAUACUGUUAUACUGCCGAAAUUAUGAUCUGCACUUUACGAUCACUUCACCCUCUCCCUUGUCUCUUUUUCUUGGUGGAUUCCGGCCACCCCUGGUCUGACGAUCCAUCAAUUUUGGUGCUUUCAUUGAGAGCUGAACUGUGAACAAGUCAGAUCCUCCCCAUUUUCUCCAGACCUAUAACAAACUUUUCAGCAACAAUGGCUGGAAGGAAAACCCUGAGAAGUCGACGUGUUGUUGCCGCCGUCGCACAGACGGAGCCCUCACUGGAAGCUACUGCCACUUCUGGAGAUACGAGGGCCGCCAGGGAAACAAGUUGCUAGAACUUCUGCGGAUCUACGCAGUCAGAUUCAGCAUGCUUCUCCAGAUCUGCGUCAGUAGAUCUCGCUCAACCGUGAUGCAGCGGCAAUGCCGUCCGCACAGGUUAUCCCGCAAUUCCAGAAUCUUCUGAUGGUGGAUCCCUCUGCGGCGGUUGGCGCCCUCAUCACCGGAUUGCAGCAGGUACUCCCCACACUGCAAUCUCAGCCUACAGCUACUGUGGCUCCCAAUGCCACCAGGCAUGUCUCACGGGCGAACUCCAGAUCCCGGUCUCUAAGAGUGGGCUCUAUUGACGCCCCUCUCGUGGUGGAAAGACCAGCACAGAUGGUCUACCAAUCUCCCCCUCGCCUGAGGGAGACUCCAGGGAUCAACUCCCCCUAUCCGUCAGGUGGUUUCCGCAGCACCUGUGAACGUUGUGUGUCUCGCACAACAAGCGGGGACCUCUUGCCCCACUGUGGCACCACAGAGGACGGCGCCACCGCCACGUCCCAUGCUACCGUCCAGGUACACUGCACGCCGUGUUGAUUACGACUGUGCCAAUGAUGAGGGUGUUUAUGCUGUCACCACCGAGGACUCCUCGCAGUCCCCCUCCCUGCAACAGGAUGACAACCCCAAUCCCUGGAUUGAAGUGGGAAGGCGUCCCAUCUUCUCCAGAUUGGGGGACAGAUCCAUGGCGAAUCAGCGCCUGUCUGUCAACAUAUGGGGGAUCAACAGGGCAAAUUCCUCAAUCCUCGACAUCCCCCGGCAACAGCAACAACAACAGCCUGGGAGAAGGACUCCAGAGCGUGUACCCGCUUUUGAGAGGCUAGGGGGCAAUCAUUCCCCCAGAUUCGCCCCCCCCCCCCCCCCCCCACACCACCAGCAGAUGCCUUCUACUCCAAGGCAACAACACGCUUCACCAUUGCGCCAACAACAACAUCAGCAGCCCCUGCGCCAGCCAAAGCUAUCACCGCCAAGGCGACAGGUUGAAUCUUCACCACGGCGCCAACGCUAGGUGGAUUCGCGGGAAGAGCAGAUCUGCCUCCUGACCCAACAGGUUAAUGAGCUGCGGGCUGCAGCUGUUACAGCGGUACCGCCACCGCCACCGCCUCCCCAGCACACGGCGCGUGAUGCUCAGUUGGAAGCGCUCGUGCUCCAGGUCCAACAACUCUAGGCUCAGGUCAACCAGGAGCCUACUCCGGUAAGGGUAAGGACUGUUACCCCCUUUACCACACGGAUUAUGCAGGCCCCUAUACCCCCAAAGUAUAAGGGGCCCUACAUUCAGC
Messenger RNA from Cuscuta europaea, 2661 nucleotides. NCBI's taxonomy places the organism in Eukaryota, Viridiplantae, Streptophyta, Magnoliopsida, Solanales, Convolvulaceae. The record is from the annotation of a GenBank genome assembly.